CUCUCUCAGGACUGUCAAUCAGUGCGGUGUCAAUCAGAGCGGCGGCUUCCCUUUCAUCUUCACCCUCAUAGAGAGGGAGGGAGGGAGAGUUGCAUUUACAGACGUACAGAGGCACUGCAGUAUAACCGGAGCUGAGCUCCAGUUCUGAAGUCAGUCUGCAACGAACACUGAUAUAGCAAAACGGAAAUUACUGUGUUCUUACUUUCUUAAUUCGGCAUGUAAGCUUUUAGUACAAAUAAGGAUACAUUUUCAAACAAUACAAACAUACAUUAGGACAUGCUUUACUCUUUCUAAAUACAGAGGGGAAGAAGGAACUCAAGAGUUGUACACACAAAUAAUACAAAUUCAGCAGGUCACAGUUUCUUUCUUUUUUUCACUCGCAGUGAUAUUAAAAGGAACCCGCUGGAUCAGAAAAAAAUAAGGUCAUUUAAUUCUGGAACACCGAAGAGGACAUACGUUUUUGAUUUGUUUUAAAUCAUUUAAUCACAACUACUGGGAAGUUCGGCGUUCUUUUUUCACAACUACCGAUUCAUCACUUUUACUCAUAUGUCACUAACAGGAGUUUUAUUAGCAUUUUAAAAUCCUCAUAACUGAAAAGAGGAGUAAAAGCAGCAAAGUGACAUACUGUUUAAGACUUUCUAGAAAAAAAGCACAUCGCUAUACAGCGAUUUUAUCUACAGCAGUACCGCGGCUUUUAUUUCCAGUCAUUCAAAUAAUUCACAGUUCUUGUGCUGUAAAUAAAACAGAAGCGUCGUGCUUGUGAGGAAUACACGCACAUUUCAGGUUGCUGUAAUCGAUACAAAUGACUGUGUGAUAAAGUUUUUUUUUUUCACACUCUUGCGGUUUCAUUUAGGAAUUGAGAUACCAAUAUAUAUUUAUUUUUUCCCAAAAGGGUGGUUAGAUUUAUUUGAAGUUAGAAAAUGCCACAGUUAGCUGGAGGAGGAGGCGGUGGAGGGGACCCGGAACUCUGUGCAAAUGAUGAAAUGAUCCCCUUCAAAGACGAGGGGGACCCCCAAAAAGAGAAAAUCUUUGCAGAAAUCAGUCACUCUGAGGAAGAGGGAGAUUUGGCUGAUAUUAAAUCAUCUCUGGUAAAUGAGUCAGAGAUAAACCCAAACAACAACCACGAGGCAGCGAGACGAGUACUGCAGGAUUCUUACCAUGAAAAACACAGAGAACACUGUGAUGAUGGAAAGCAUCAUGACAGCUUAUACAACAAAGGACAUUCUUACCCAGGCUAUCCCGGGUACAUCAUGAUGUCAAACAUGAACAAUGACUCAUACAUGCCCAAUGACUCUCUGUCUCCUCCGAUGGCCAGAACGUCAAACAAGGUACCAGUGGUCCAGCCGUCGCAUGCAGUUCACCCGCUUACUCCUCUGAUCACCUACAGCGAUGAGCACUUUGCACCCGGGCCUCACUCGGGACAUCACCCCCAAGAAGUCGACUCCAAACAAGGCAUACACAGACAUCAUCAUCCUGGUCCUGACAUGGCCAAUUUCUAUCCACUGUCACCUGGAGGAGUUGGACAGAUUACCCCACCUCUUGGAUGGCAAGGUCAGCCUAUGUAUCCAAUCUCAAGUGGUUUCAGACAACAGUACCCCUCCACUCUCCCAGGCGACACCCCCAUGUCCAGGUUUUCACAUCACAUGGUGCCAGGUCCCCCAGGACCACAUGCAACUGGGAUUCCACACCCUGCCAUUGUCAACCCUCAAGUCAAGCACGAACACCCACACGACACUGACCUAAUGCACAUGAAACCUCAACAUGAACAGAGAAAAGAGCAAGAGCCCAAAAGACCUCACAUCAAGAAACCUCUAAAUGCUUUUAUGUUGUACAUGAAAGAAAUGAGAGCAAAUGUAGUAGCGGAGUGUACACUGAAAGAAAGUGCAGCCAUCAAUCAGAUCCUGGGGAGGAGGUGGCAUGCGCUAUCUCGGGAAGAGCAAGCUAAAUACUAUGAAUUGGCCCGCAAGGAAAGGCAGCUUCACAUGCAGCUUUACCCAGGCUGGUCUGCAAGAGACAAUUAUGGAAAGAAGAAGAAGAGGAAGAGAGAGAAGAUCCAGGAAACCACAUCAGGUACAGGCCAGAGAAUGAAAACUGCAUACAUCUGAGCAAUGGAGGAAAAUAUGCGUUCUCCACAUGCUAAUCAAAGACAGCAGCUCUGGGUCCCCUUUUAGAGAUGGAAGCCUGCUAGAUUCAACUGCACAGUCACUCCUAAAGGACACCAGUGCUUCCCCCCCGCCCCCCCCCACUCUGCAGUCACUGCUUUAGAGACACUGAACUGUUAAGACAAUCGCCGUCUGAACCAUCCCCUUUCCUCAACCUUCACUGUCGCUGAUCACCACUGUCGCUGAUGAAUGAGCACACCCCAGGUUUCUCCAGUUAUGGACCGUGGGUUCUCCACUGCCUUUUACAAUGUUAAUACUUACCCUUUACUUUGCCACAACUACCCCCCCCCCCCCCACCCCACCCCACCCCUCCACCCCCCACACACACACCCCCACUUGCACACUUGACAUUGCUGUCCUUGUUUGAUAAAGAACACAAACCACGUUGGCUUCCACUUGCAUCACACCCGACACCCCUACACUGCCAUGCAACACAUAAAGGGAUAUGUGUUACUAUUUAAAGAAAAAAAAAAACUGGUGCAAAAGGAUCCAUAUUGAUUUUUAGCUUUUGUUUUUAAAUUUUAAGUUGAAUGCUUUUUAUAUUUUAAUUAUUUUAGUUAAUUCAUGGUGUAUAUUUUAGCGGCUGUUUUUUUUUGUUUGUUUUUGGUUUUAUUUUGUUGUUUAUUAUUAUUUUUUUUUUAUAAAAAGAAAUAAGCUUUGGAGACAGGAAGGCCCAACUUUUUUCUGCUGGUGUCUCGCAGGAAAGGAGAAAGGAUUUUUUGAUAACUAUUUGUAACAAAUAGUGACCUCUCAGUCUUUGCAAAGUGUACAACAGAGCUCAGUAUGUGUACUCCCUUUUUUUUUAAAUUAAAGUUGUCAGGAGAUGUCAGUUGCUGGUAUUUUUGCAGGUGAUUUUAUAAAAAUGUGCUACAUAGCUACGCAAAGACAAAUAUUUCCUUUUUUCUCCACAAAUUGAAAAAAAUACCCCGGCACUUGGCAGUCUUUGUUGCAUUUUUAUUGUAAUGUAUUUGUCUUCUGUUUCUGAUAGUUUAUAGUGUCUUAUACCAUUUCUACUCCAUACAAUCAUUUCUGUAUCAUUUUAUUUUAGUAUUUAAUGAGAUACAAACUUUUUUUGUUUUGAAACAAUCAACUUGAUGCAGCCAUCUGUAUCAAGUUUUAAUAUUAAAUGUGCUGAAUGUAAAUGUUUCUCUUUUUUUAAGAAAAUUCAAUAAAAAGCCACACUGACUGAAAA
Acipenser ruthenus (sterlet) is the source of this 3354-nucleotide messenger RNA. Its product is annotated as lymphoid enhancer-binding factor 1-like. Bases 921 to 2105 code for a protein of 394 amino acids. Gene Ontology annotation, cellular component: beta-catenin-TCF complex. Lineage: Eukaryota; Metazoa; Chordata; Actinopteri; Acipenseriformes; Acipenseridae. Gene Ontology annotation, molecular function: RNA polymerase II cis-regulatory region sequence-specific DNA binding; DNA-binding transcription factor activity, RNA polymerase II-specific. Gene Ontology annotation, biological process: canonical Wnt signaling pathway; regulation of transcription by RNA polymerase II. The record is from RefSeq and is a predicted model, not a curated record. The transcript has 12 exons.